AUGCGUGCCGCGUCCGCAUUGCCGGGACGUUGGAGCUGUUCGGUCAGCGGCAUUUGCCCCUUGCAAAGGCGACUCCUGCGCCUCGUAUUCUUCGAGGGAUGGAGGGUGCCGUCCAGGUUGUUGGCGCGCAACUGGAAUUCAACGGCUUCUCUCGGGCUUGUCACCCUUGGUACUUUACGCGACAAGGCGGAAGAGCACGCCCUUUGGCACACUUCCCGGGCCUCUGCGCGACGAUACGCGACAAGGCCGACGCGAGGAUUCGUCGCGGCGCGCGCGCGCGUAAAUGAGCAAAUCCUGUCCCCACGUCCUGUCUCAAUCGCGGCCGGCGUGUCCGACGUCCAGAAAAGUACCUGCACGCUCUUAAUGCGCCCGACGCAGCAAUGA
Messenger RNA from Purpureocillium lilacinum, 384 nucleotides. The record is from RefSeq and is a predicted model, not a curated record. NCBI's taxonomy places the organism in Eukaryota, Fungi, Ascomycota, Sordariomycetes, Hypocreales, Ophiocordycipitaceae.